UCGAAAGAUGUGUGGCGUAGAUGAAAAUGCAACUUCCUGUUAAGAAAAGGCCUUAACGCAAAGCUGAAGGAGAGAGUGUCUCUGACACUAGACUCUGUCUGCGGACCCAAAAAGCAAGCUUGAGGAGUUUUAGACGUGCAUUGGCAUAUAGACCAAUUGAUUAGACAAAUAACAACACGACAUAUGGUGUCUUAGAAGAGGUGCUUGAACUCUUGGAUAUGGCGAGAUUUUUUGGACUAUGGUCCUUGCUUUUCUUCCUAUGUUUGGCUCCAUGGGGACAUUCUGAAGACACCACCCAACCCACUCCUGAUCCAGGUGCACCGAAAGAAGGCAAUUCUUCCACUUCUAACACUCCAACAAAUAUCCCUGCAGUUAGUGAAAAAGGUGUACCGAAAGAAGGCAAUUCUUCCACUUCUAACACUCCAACAAAUAUCCCUGCAGUUAGCGAAAAAGGAACAGAAGAACACACAACCACCUUACUUGCAAGCACCCAACCACAACAACACAACAUAACAACAGAGAUUGCAUCUGCAGGAACAGAAGAACACACAACCACCUUACUUGCAAGCACCCAACCACAACAACACAACAUAACAACAGAGAUUACAUCUGCAGGAACAGAAGAACACACAACCACCUUACUUGCAAGCACCCAACCACAACAACACAACAUAACAACAGAGAUUGCAUCUGCAGGAACAGAAGAACACACAACCACCUUACUUGCAAGCACCCAACCACAACAACACAACAUAACAACAGAGAUUACAUCUGCAGGAACAGAAGAACACACAACCACCUUACUUGCAAGCACCCAACCACAACAACACAACAUAACAACAGAGAUUACAUCUGCAGAAGAACACACAACCACCUUACUUGCAAGCACCCAACCACAACAACACAACAUAACAACAGAGAUUACAUCUGCAGAAGAACACACAACCACCUUACUUGCAAGCACCCAACCACAACAACACAACAUAACAACAGAGAUUACAUCUGCAGGAACAGAAGAACACACAACCACCUUACUUGCAAGCACCCAACCACAACAACACAACAUAACAACAGAGAUUACAUCUGCAGGUGUGAGUAACCUCACCUCACCUGCAAACACCAUCGCACCUCUCACCUCCACCCAAUCCAGCUCAACCUCACCUGCAAACACCACCGCACCUCUCACCUCCACCCAAUCCAGCUCAACCUCACCUGCAAACACCACCGCACCUCUCACCUCCACCCAAUCCAGCUCAACCUCACCUCCACUCACCACAGACAACUCAACAAGCCAAGUGACGUGCCAAUACAACCUUACGAAUGGUGAAAAUGACCCAGUGGUGAAGAUCACUGGUUCCGCUAACAGAACGUACACAGUCAUGCUAGUGGGUGAUCAGAGAGAGACUUUGCUUGACACAUAUGUAUCUUCCUCCUUCACAAUACCAUUUAAAAUGUUGAAGCCAUGCACUAAUUACACCAUCAGAGUAGACGGCUGCAUUUCCUCUGGAGACACCACAAUUUUUUACAAUGUCAGUGAAAGUAAAAAACAUUCUGUCAGUGUGACAUCUGCUGGAGAUGAAAUAUGUGUUACGGAUGAGAAAUGGAAUCUGUCGAAGUGUGAGAUUGUAACACCUGAAAACUCUUGCAAAUGGAAAGCAGUUGACUUUGUACUUGAAAAAUGCACCUACACAAUAAAUGUCACCAUGCCCCCUGUCAAGCCUGACAUAACAUUUACUGAAGACAUCCCCUCUCGUUUUAACUGGACUAAUAAACUGGAAGAAUGUGAUAACGGACUUAAAGUCAAGUGCACCAACAACAGUGACACCAAUAUUUACAGUAUAAAUGAAUCAGUGUCGUUAUUGCCUUUAAUGAAAUAUGACUGCGCCGGAGAAUUCUCUUACCAGAAUGAAAUCAUCAAAAGUAAAAAUAUCCCAAUUUAUAUUGACUGCGAGUGGGGGAAAAACACAGUGAUGAUAAAUUCCACAAACACCUCAAUUUCGAUGUCAUGGAAACAAAAUGACAAAUGCCGAGAGUUUAAAUUGCACGAUUUUAAAGCCCAAUGCCUUGGAAAGAAUUCACCUGAAGAAGUAAAGUGUACCACAUACAACACCACAUAUGGUGUAGAAUGUACUAUUAACAAAUUACAUCCAUAUACCGAUUAUAACUGUGAAAUGAAAGCCACGUCCGACAAGACAUACAACAUUUCCAACUUCAAUCAGAAAACAAAAGCUUCUAACCCUGACUUCAAAGAAAUUAAAGUAACUUACCAUCACAAUAAAAAUUAUUUUACCGCAACAUGCAAUGAGAGUGGGGAUUGGAAUGGGAAAGAGGGAACAUUCCAAGCUGAACUCAUAAACAACAAAAAAAUUGAAAUUUCCACCAAAUAUCAGAAGAAGUGUCAUUUUACUUUUUCAGAUCUUUACUAUCUUACCACAUAUAAGAUAAAGAUUACAGCCACGAAUGGAAAUGGUUUAGAGCAACAUAUUGAGACUGAAGCUACUACAGACUACAAUGAUAAGGCCGUCAUUGGAUUCCUGGUUUUCCUAAUUAUUGUGACGUCCAUUGCACUCCUGUUUGUCCUGUUCAAAAUUGUCCUGCUCAAACGAAAACGGCGCGAAGAAGAGGAAAAUAUUCCUCUGACGCAACCCCUACUCAGUGUUGAGCCCAUCGGUGCAGACAGUUUAGUGGACACUUACAAGAAGAAGAUUGCUGAUGAAGGACGUCUGUUUCUGGCUGAAUUUCAGAGCAUCCCCCGAAUUUUCAACAAUUACACCAUCAAAGAGGCUAAGAAAACGGAAAACCAGUACAAGAACCGCUACGUUGACAUUCUGCCUUAUGACUAUAAUCGCGUUACACUCUCAACUGGAGGCGAAGGUGACUACAUAAAUGCCAGCUUUAUUGAGGGAUACAAAGAGCCAAAGAAAUACAUUGCAGCCCAAGGACCCAAGGAUGAGACCAUUGAUGAUUUCUGGAGAAUGAUCUGGGAGCAAAAGUCCUCCAUUAUCGUCAUGGUUACCCGUUGUGAGGAAGGAAAUAAGAGCAAGUGUGCUCAGUAUUGGCCGUCUUUGGACAGAGAGACUGAGAUUUUUGAAGAUUUUGUGGUGAAAAUCAGAUCCGAGGACCACUGCCCCGAUUACAUCAUUCGCCAUCUGGUCGUAACCAAUAAGAGAGAGAAAGCUACAGAUAGAGAAGUCACCCACAUUCAGUUCAUCAGUUGGCCUGACCACGGAGUACCUGGAGAACCCAGCCUGCUUCUGAAGCUUAGGAGAAGAGUAAACUCCUUCAAGAACUUCUUCAGUGGCCCAAUCGUGAUUCACUGCAGUGCAGGAGUUGGACGUACAGGAACGUAUAUUGGCAUUGAUGCCAUGAUUGAAAGUCUGGAGGCGGAGGGAAAAGUGGACAUCUAUGGAUAUGUCGCAAAACUACGUCGCCAGCGUUGCCUCAUGGUUCAAGUGGAGGCCCAGUACAUACUGAUCCACACCGCACUGAUAGAGCACAACCAGUUUGGAGAGACAGAGAUGUCUCUAUCUGAGUUCCAUUCAGAACUCAACACCUUCAGACACAAAGAUGGAAAUGACCUCAGCUUGCUUGAAAUGGAGUUCCAGAAACUCCCCAAGUUUAAAAACUGGAGAACAUUUAACACAGCAAUUAGCGAGGAAAACAAGACGAAAAACCGCUGCUUAUCUGUUGUCCCAUAUGACUUCAACCGAGUCUUAUUCAGACUGGACAUGGAGUGCAACCAGACGAGCGAUCCUGAGGAUGAGGAGGAAUAUUCGUCAGAUGAGGAAGAAGAAGAAUCCAAUGAAUACAUCAACGCCUCAUUCCUUGAUGGUUACUGGUGUAAUAAGAGUCUCAUUGCAGCACAGGGUCCUCUACCAAACACAACGGCAGAGUUCCUGCUUAUGCUUUAUCAACAACAAACUAAAACAUUAGUCAUGCUCACAGAUUGCAAAGAGGAUGACAAGGAUUAUUGCUCUCAGUAUUGGGGAGAUGAAAAGAAAGUGUUUGGGGAGAUGGAAAUCGAGGUUAAAAGGACAGAGAGUUUCCCAACUUAUGUCAGACGGUGCUUGGAAAUACAAUCCACAAAGAAGAAUGAAAUCCUUAAGCUCGAUCAGUAUCAGUUCUUGAAGUGGAGAAACAGUGAACUUCCAGAGAACCCUCAGGAGUUGAUAGAGAUGAUACGAAACAUUAGAGAGAACGGUGGCUACGACAAAAGCAAAAUGAACCGGAAUAUCCCAGUUGUUGUGCACUGCAACAAUGGAUCGUCGCGUACUGGAAUCUUCUGUGCCUUAUGGAAUCUCAUGGACAGUGCAUCCACAGAAAAGUUGGUGGAUGUCUUCCAGGAGGUCAAAAAUUUACGCAGGGAGAGGCAGGGAAUGAUUGAAACAAUUGAGCAGUAUCAGUUCCUCUAUACAGCUCUAGAGGGAGCCUUCCCUGUGCAGAACGGCGGCAUGAAGACACCGGCUGCAAACGACGGAGUUCAAAUCAUCAACGAAACCACAGCACUUCUUUCAGAGCCGGCCAGCAGUACCUGUGUUGACCAGAAGGAGGAAGAAACCAGCCAAGACAAAGAGAGUAGUGCGCAGGAAGACACUGCUGCUGUUACAGAAAAUACCACUGCUUCAACUUCGCCAGCAGAUGAAGCCAGUGAGAAUAGCAACGUGUCUGAAAAAGCCUCAACGGAGGGCGCCAAAAAUGGACCCUCUGUGACUGUAGAUGUUUGAGCAUUGUGACGUGUUAUAAUGGGCGUUUUGAGAGGGCACACCACAUGUGUAUUUUGUGUUAGUCAAGUGGUGUAGUUUUCAUUAAGUGUGCUAGGCCAUCCCAGUUUGAAUCCCGACCUAAGACAUAAAAAUGUUCUCUUGUAAAAAACCAAGCAAAAGUACAACUUAAAUUGACAGACAGUUCUUUGUAUGAAAAAGUACAGCUGUGAAAUUUCAAUAAUAAUAUCAAAAGUCAUAGGAGUUUGGAGUAACAUGAUGUCUGGUCGAUAAUGACAGACUUUUCAAUUAAAAAAGAUUACAAAAAUUUGCUGAUUUGACAAAACGUGUCGUAAAUUACGAUAUGAGAUACCAACUUGUCAAUGAAAUAUCAAGAUUAUCCAGAAAAGCACAUUUGAGUUCUUGUUUUACAUUCGAACUUAACUGUAUAUUUACCGUACGUUAGGCCAGUUUGUUUUUGAGGGAGUUCAGGUAGGAUCAGUCAGUUGUGCUGAUUCAGUCUCAGGUUUUAGAUUUGAAUUUCUGUAUAAAGAUGCUGUUUGUGUGAAAUCCAUCCAUAUUGAUUUAUUUUAAUUUUUAUUAUUAUUCAUUUCACAUGUGUAAAGGAUUUACUGUACUUUAGGACUUGAUUUUUUUAGGCAAUCAAAUUGCAUUUCUUGAAUGUAUUGUAAAAUAAGACCUUACAAAAAAAAAAUCUGUAUUUUUGUUUUAAACCUGUAUCGAAGCGCAAUCUUGUUUGUUGUUGAAUCUAAAUUAUAGUGUUUAAAAUGCUGGAUGAAAAUGUUUGAUGGGAGUGAGUGCUUAUGUCAUUAAGAAAAAAACAAUAAAUAAGGGCAAAGAUAACUUUGCACUACAUUGCUGUCUUCAAACUAUCUUUCAUUUUACUAUUUUUUGUGAAAUUUCAAAGCAGAGUACAUGUUUUCCCUUUUAAGCAGAUGUUCAAUGUAAACAAAAAUAAUAAAGGAUAU
Molecule: messenger RNA, 5689 nt
Organism: Xyrauchen texanus (razorback sucker)
Lineage: Eukaryota; Metazoa; Chordata; Actinopteri; Cypriniformes; Catostomidae
Product: receptor-type tyrosine-protein phosphatase C-like
Exons: 43
Coding region: 219-4724 (1501 amino acids)
Biological process (GO): negative regulation of protein kinase activity; protein dephosphorylation; positive regulation of peptidyl-tyrosine phosphorylation
Molecular function (GO): protein tyrosine phosphatase activity; protein binding
Source: RefSeq, a predicted model, not a curated record